Cuscuta campestris is the source of this 761-nucleotide messenger RNA. NCBI's taxonomy places the organism in Eukaryota, Viridiplantae, Streptophyta, Magnoliopsida, Solanales, Convolvulaceae. The record is from the annotation of a GenBank genome assembly.
ACAUAAUUCAUCCAAAUAGAAAGCUCCAGCUAGAUCGGAUCGAAUCCCCGGGAAGGAGACGAGCAAAGCCAGAGUCUGAAAAUGGUCUGCUUGGCGUGCCUGUUGCCGCUCUUCCUCGUCCCAGUUGUGAACUUCUUGCCGCUUCUCUUCGAUUUCAUCAUGGCGAAGGUUUACAGAAUAUUUGGGAAGGAGUAUCAGAAACCUGCAAGAGUCCCUCCUGCUUGUCCUUAUAAACCUCCUGCCAAUAAAUCCGUUUCUAUGGAACCCUUUCCCGUGGAUCAAGAUACUAUCAAUGGAGAUGAUCAUGGCAAGAAGGCAUAAGCGUCGCCUGCAAUUCUUACACUGUAUUUUGUUUCUGUAAGCUCUUACUCAGUAUGUUUAACACAAAUAAACGCUGUUGCUGGUUAAGAUUACUCUCCUUUUUUUGUAUAUGGGAGGGAAACUCCAGACCUUUUAAACUGGCUAUGAGUAGGCUUGGAAAAUGGGUCGUUUAUGUCGAUUAUGGAUAUGGUUUGCUUCUGGUCAUGUAUUGUUUUGAUCAAUAGAUUUCAGAUCAGGUCUGAAUUUGGUUUGGAGAAUGUUCGGAUCAAUGUUCUUCAAUUCGGGUUCAGUUCCGGAUUAAUUAUGUCCGGAUUGGGUCAUGGUUGACGAUUUGGGUUGGUUUGGGUCAAUCUUGUUUUGGGUAUGUUUCGGUUCAGAUUUUUUGUCUUUGUACUUAAUAAAUUGUACGAGUAAAACUAAAAUGAAUUAACCUAGGGGUA